CUUGCCUUAGCUCUAACUUCUUCCAAGUCAAUUUUUGUUUGACUACGCAACACUACACCCUAUCUUUAGUUUAUUUAUACCAAUCUCUUCCCUGACAUUUCUUAUAUCAAAUUCCAUUCUUUCUUUAAAAGUUUUCAUCAUGUCUCAAUGGUUUAUGCUUUUGGUAUUUCUCUUGCUACUCUUACUCUCUUGUGUCUCCCCUUCUAGCUUAUUCACUUUCAAAAAUCCUGUUGUUGGUCUUGUUGCUUGUGGUCCCCACCAGAUUCAUGUCUUUACGCAGUUCAAGAACGAGUUUGAUACUCGUGUUUGCAACCAUAGUGACUUCUUGAAUGGGGUGUGGUGCGAUAACUCCACAGGCGCGAUCACGAAGCUACGACUAAGGGCCUGCCUUAGUGGAACUCUGAAAUCCAACAGUAUCCUUUUCCAUUUUCAUCAGCUCCGCUACCUUGAUCUCUCUCACAACAAGCUCACCCCCUCUUUUAUCCCUUCUGAGUUUGGAAUGCUCAACAAAUUAGAGGUUUUAUUUCUUUCAGGUAGUGGCUUCCUCGACCAAGUUCCUUCCUCAUUCAGUAACCUAACCAUGCUUUCCGUUUUAGCCCUUAAAGAUAACGAGCUCACUGGUAGUCUCUCAUUUGUGCGGAAUCUACGAACGCUCACAGUUUUAGAUGUUUCUGAUAAUCACUUUUCUGGAAUUCUGAAUCCCAACAGUAGCCUCUUUGAGUUACACCACCUCACCUACCUUGAUCUUAGUUUCAACAACUUCACCUCUUCUCCACUCCCUUAUAAAUUUGGUAAUCUCCACAAACUAGAGUCCUUGUCUGUUACCCAUAAUAGCUUCUUUGGUGAAGUUCCUCCCACAAUUAGUAACCUAACCCAGUUAACCGCAUUGUUACUUCACUCGAACUACUUCACUGGUAGUCUCCCACGUGUACAAAAUCUAACCAAGCUCUCCAUUCUAGCACUUGAUAAUAAUCACUUCUCUGGAACCAUCCAUUCUCCUCUCUUCACUAUGCCUUUCUUAUCAAGUAUUUAUUUACAUGGAAACAAUCUCAGAGGUUCUAUUGAAGUUCCUAAUUCCUCUUUCUCGUCGAGGUUAGAGAGUUUGUACCUAGGUAAAAACCAUUUUGAAGGAAAAAUUCUAGAGCCUAUAUCAAAGCUCAUCAACCUCAAAGAGCUCGACCUUUCAUACCUAAACACAAGCUACCCAGUUGACUUAAGUCUUUUAUCCUCUCUCAAAUCUUUGUUACUCCUUGAUCUUUCUGGUGAUUGGAUAUCUCAUGCUAGUUUAAGUUCGGAUUCGUACAAGUCCAACCCAUCGACCCUAGAAUUGUUAUAUAUAAAUCAGUGCAACAUUAGUGAGUUCCCAAACAUCUUAAAGACCCUUCAUAAUUUGGAGUAUAUUGACGUAUCCAACAAUAGAAUCAGUGGGAAAAUCCCAGAGUGGUUAUGGAGCAUUCCUCGUCUGAGAUCAGUGUUAAUUACAGAUAAUUUGUUAACUGGCUUCGAAGGUUCACCAGAAGUUUUAGUAAAUUCAUCGCUGCAGUUCUUAAGCAUGGAUUCAAACUAUUUAAAAGGAGAACUUCCACAUCUACCACUCUCUAUCAACUACUUCACUGCACAAGGCAAUGCUUUUAGUGGCGUCAUACCUCUUUCAAUCUGCAACAGAAGCUUGCUUGAUGUCCUUGAUCUAAGUUACAACAACUUCACCGGUAUGAUCCCUUCGUGUCUCACUAAAUUGUUGAUUUUGAGUCUCCGGAAGAACAACUUAGAAGGAAGUAUUCCAGACAAGUAUUAUGCCAAUGCAACUCUAUGGACACUCGACGUUGGCUACAAUCGAUUAACCGGAAAGCUUCCAAGGUCUCUUCUAAAUUGCUCAGCUCUGCAGUUUCUUAGUGCGGACCACAAUGCAAUCAACGAUACAUUUCCUUUCUUCCUUAAGGCUUUACCGAAACUACAAGUUCUUAUCCUCCGUUCAAACAAAUUCUAUGGUCCAAUAUCUCCUCCUAAUCAAGGUUCUCUGGGAUUUCCUGAGCUGCAGAUACUUGAGAUAGCUGGUAAUAAAUUUACCGGAAGCUUGUCCCCAAUUUUUUUUGUGAAUUGGAAAGCAUUUUCACUCAAAAAGAAUGAGAAUCUUGCGCUAUAUAUGGUAUAUGAUGUGAGUCUUUACGGGCGAUAUAGCCUCAGGUAUAUGGAAACUAUAGAUAUACAAUAUAAAGGUCUAUCUAUGGAGCAAGAGAGUGUCCUUACUUCCUCGGCCACCAUUGACUUUUCUGGAAACAGACUUGAAGGAAAAAUUCCUGAAUCUAUCGGUCUCUUAAAAGAACUCAUCGCACUCAACUUAUCGAACAACGCCUUCACAGGCCAUAUUCCUCUGUCUUUGGCCAAUCUUAUGAAGCUGGAGUCACUAGACCUAUCAAGUAACCAACUCUCAGGGACUAUUCCUAAUGGACUAGGGACUCUCUCAUUUUUGGCGUACAUCAACAUUUCUCACAACCAACUCACUGGUGAAAUACCACAAGGAACACAGAUAGUUGGGCAAGCUAAAUCGUCCUUUGAAGGAAAUGCAGGGCUUUGUGGGUUGCCUCUUGACGAACGUUGUCAUGGGACUAACGCGCCACCAUCACAACAGGAUAAAGAAGAAGAAGAAGAUGAAGAAGAGGAACAAGUGUUGAACUGGAAAGGCGUGGCAAUAGGGUUUGGUCUUGGAGUGUUACUUGGAUUGGCAAUAGCACAACUCAUUGCUUCCUACAAACCGGAGUGGCUUAUUUGUCUGAUUACGUGCGGAAACCGUUAAGAUUUUCUUUUGUUUUUUGAGUUUGA
Messenger RNA from Camelina sativa (false flax), 2820 nucleotides. The record is from RefSeq and is a predicted model, not a curated record. Lineage: Eukaryota; Viridiplantae; Streptophyta; Magnoliopsida; Brassicales; Brassicaceae.